AUGAGUCUAACCGACUACGAAAGCGAAUUGGUCGUCGAAUGGCUGAACAAAAUGCUGAAAUGCGAAGGCAAAUACCUCGAACCCAUACUCGACCUCCAAUCCACCGUUCUCAUGAAGGACGUCUGCUCGAUGCUGAAGCAAGACGUCCACGUCUUCACCUUCUCCGUGGACACCCUCGAGGACUACAUCUCUAAGAAAUCCGCCCUCUCGCAGGAGAUCCCCGACCCCGUCCUCGCCUUGGUCUGCACCAUCUUCGUAUGCAGCAAGUACAUCGGCGAGCAGGACAUCAAAAUCAAACACCUCACCAUCGUCCUCAAGAAACUCACCGGGCAAAUCUACGACCCCACCGCCAUCAAAUCCGCCGAGGUGGAGAUCCUCUCCACUUUGAACAACAAUCUACCCAUCAACAACAACGUGGAGGACUUGAAGACGUUCGUGGCGAAAUUCGAAAGGGAAUGCCCCAUCAAGGUCUCCAUCAUACCGCUCUGCGUGGAGAUCAUGGAGAUGCUCUAUCUGACGCGCAAGGAGUGGUUUUAUUCGCUCAAAGAGCUCUACGUGAACACCAAGGAGGCCCUUAGGGUGUUCAAUAAGUUGAUCAGGAGCCGGUUUUAUUUGCCCAUUGGUAUUUUGAUUUACGCCUUCAGGAAUACCACUUAUUCCAAAACGUUGAGCGUCAAUAAUAUGCUGGAGGAUUUCGCGAAAGGUUCGCAAAUCCACGUGGAUCAUUUGAACGCGCUGUGCACUAAAUGCCAAAACGAUGGUACUUUAUACACAUCCUCCGUAUUGCGAACCAACAGUUCCAGAAUACUCGAAUAUAACAACAACAGGUACUAUUUCUUCACAGAAGUCGCGCUCAACUUCUACAGCGCCUUCCAAUUCUGCAAACUGCGCAACAUGGAGUUGCUGAGCAUCGAAAGCGCCGAGGAAAACACCAAAAUCGGGCUGCAUUUAGUCGAAAAAGGAUGGGCGGGGCGGCGUUUCUGGACCUCCGCAGUCAACAUGGGGGUGAACAAGAAAUGGUUCUGGUUGAGUACCGGGCAGGAAUUGAAGUACUUCAAUUGGGACAAGGGCGAGCCCACCGGCGAAAGCGUUCCUUUCGUGGCGAAUUAUGAGAAUUGCAUACAGGCGAGGCACGAGGGCAACCGGGGAUUCACCUGGAACGAUUUGAAUUGCUUCCAGUGGAACAACGUGAUCUGCGAGGCGCCUGUUACUUGCUCCUGCAAGGCUCCCAGGAUAUCACUACCAGAAUUCUGAUUUGUUGUAUUAUUGUUUUAUGCUAUAAUAUAAAAUGCUGUAUACAAGGUGGUCU
Phyllotreta striolata is the source of this 1309-nucleotide messenger RNA. The record is from the annotation of a GenBank genome assembly. Lineage: Eukaryota; Metazoa; Arthropoda; Insecta; Coleoptera; Chrysomelidae.